UACCAAUAGUUGAAUUAGAGUUAGAGUUACAGAACAGACAUGUCCCUGUGUAAGAUUUACUAUAGUCCUUGCAUUUCUUUCUGGUAGAUGUUCCUGUGAGAACCUGUGUCAGAAAUGACAUGUUUUCAGAUUUAUGAAGCAGUGCUUUCCCCCCCACCCCAGAAUGCCUAUUAAGCACUAUUAAAAAUUCUCUCAAAAUGGUUCUUUAAUAAUUGAUAUAAAUGUUUUUGCUGAUAUUGGGUUCAUUUUUCUUAAGCAUUUUAUUUCCACGUUUUCAUUGUGGCAGAAAUGAUCAAGCAGGUUUGCUUCAUGCAUAUGGAAUUAGAGAAGAAAACAAGUCCAAAAGGGGAGUUUGAGAAAUCCAUUGUUUUAUUUAUAUUUUUUAAAGAAUGUAACAUAGUUUAACUCUUUAAAUUUUGGUCUUGUUGGAGACUUUCAUUCCCAAAUUGGUUUUAUUUCUUUUGGCAUUUAUUUUAUUUUAUGCAUCAAAGUAAUACACAUAUGUAGUUUUAAAACUUAUAUGGAAGUAUGAGGUUUUAAUGAAAAAUAACAGACCCAUGUUCACCCUGUUUCUGAUUCCCAUUCUGCUAAGGCAGAUGCUUUCAGUUCUGUCUAUGUUUCUAAGUAACAUACGCAUUUUGUGAUUUUUUUUUCAGCUUUAGAUAUUAACUAUUCUUGUCCUAAGAUGGAAUAUGGUCAUUGGUUCUUCCUGCAUACCACAUGUGUUCCCUCUGGGUUUCUAGCACCACUUGCCGCCACACAGACUUUUUCCUUUUUCCAUCUUAUUAGCAUUUUUGGUUAACUCAGCUUUUAUAUUAUUAUUUUCGAUGUUAUUUUAGUUCAACUAUGUACUAUAGGAUAAUUGCAUUUCCUUUCUUGAACAUGUUUUACUGUUUCUGUUGCACUUCAUUGCCCUGUUUUUUUUAAUUUGUGUACCAAUCACUGAUUUGACCCCCAAUACUUCAACAGAACUGAAACUUUGCUCAAAAUAUAUUUAAAUUUACUGAGUUUUCUUUUUGGACUCCUGUCUUUCCUGGAGCAGCUGGUGGCCCUGGUUGAUCUGUUCAUCUGUAGGAGUAAGCACUAAGAAGUCAAUUGGAAGUUCUGUGUGUGGGCAGGGCUAACUUAUUGUGCCUUGCUGAACAUAGUCUCUUUUUCUGGGACUCUGUCCCUGUAGACUAUUGUUUUGGGUGGAUUGUUUCUCAGGAUUCUUCCAGUCUCCUUGUUGGGGUCUAUAGGAAAAGGGGGCAGGGGCAGGGCUUUCACUCUUUAUAAGAGUACAGACCCUUUGCUUUCUUCUCAUUUUCAGUAGGGCUGUUAUAUUAUCUUUACCCUUCUCUCAUGUUCCUUUAAAUCACGUUUUUGCCUCUUACAUAAUAUGACCAUAAUUUCAACUAAGAUUUAAGGAAUCUUGACCAUCGUGGAAAGAGUACAGAACAUACAAAUUUAUUUUUUGUGUAUAUAUUUAAGUUGAUGUUUUGAAAUAUAUUAAUACAUAUACAUAGAGAAUUGGCUAUUUUAGUCAAGUAAAUUAGCAUAUCUGUCAUCUCACACAGUUACCCCCUUUAUUGUUUGUGGCAGGAGCAAUGAUACUCUCCUUUGGCAAAAAUUCUGAAUACAAUAUCGUUAACUACAGUCCUCAUAUUAUACAUUAGAUCUCUAGACUUCAUCCUAUACACCUGCAGCUUUGGCCUGUAUCUCCCCAUUUCCCUAUCUCCACCCCCUGGUUCCCAUUGUAAUAUCCUCUAUCUCUGUGUAUUUGACUUUUUAAAAAGAUACUCUGCAUAGAUGUGAGAUCGUGAAGUAUUUUUUUCCUUUGGUUUAUUUCACUUAGAAUAAUCUCCUCCAGGUUUACCUAUGUUGUGCCAAAUGUCAAGGUCUCCUUCUUUAAGGCUGAACAAUAUUCCUUUGUUUACACAGCCACGCACUACUUAACAAUUGGGAAGCAUUGUGAGAAAUGCAUUGUUAGGCAGUUUUAUCAUUAUGCGAACAACACAGAAGAUAGUGUAGCCUACUACACAAACAGGCUGUGUGGUAUAGCUUGUUGCUCCUGGCCAUGAACCAGUACAGCAUUGUUACUGUAUACUGUAAGCAAUUGUAACACAACGGUAAGUAUUUGUUUAUCUAAGCAUGGAAAAACACAGUAUAAAAGAUUUUAAAAGGCACACCUGUAUAGGGCAUGUCCAUGAAUGGAACUGGAAGUGGUACUGAUUGUAUCAAUGAGUGAGUGGUGAGUAAAUGUGAGGGACCAGGACAUUACUGUACACUACUGUAGACUUGAUAAAGUCACCACAAACACAUGAACAGUGUGUAGUGCUACAAUGGCUACAACAUCUAGGUGAUAGGAAUUUUGUUGUAAUCAUCUGGGACCAUCAUUGUAUAUGUAGUCAGGCAUUGAGAAAAUGUGGCAGAUGACUGUACGUACAUUUUCUUUAUCCAUUUGUCUGUUGAUGGACUCUCUGGCUAUGUCCAUGUCUUGGGUAUUCUGAAUAGUGUUCCAGUGAACUUGGGAGUGCAGCUAUCUUUAUGAGGUGGUGAUUUCAUUUUCCCUACACCCAGAAGAGGAAUUGUGAGAUGAUGCUCUAGUUCUAUUUUUAAUUUCUGUAAUAAUCUAUAUAUUGUCUCACUGUGGUGGCUCAAAUCUGCAUUUCCAUUAACAGUGUGCAAGGGUUCCGUUUCCUGCACCCGCUCCCGUACUUGUUACCUCUUGUCUUUUUCAAAAUAACCAUCGCACUGGUAUGAUGGUUUUGAUUUGCAUUUCCCUGAUAAUUAGCAAUUUUGAGCACAUUUUCAUAUACUUCUUGACCAUAUUUAUGUAUCUUUUGGAAGAAUGUCUAUUCAGAUUCUUUGCCCAUUUUUUAAUGGGGUUAUUUGUUUUUCUGCUGUUGAGUUGUGUGAGUUCUUUAUAUAUUUUAGAUAUUAGCUCUUUAUCAGAUACAUGGUUUGCAAAUAUUUUAUGUCAAUUCAAAGGCUGCCUUUUCAUUUUGCUGAUUAUUUCCUUUGCUGUGCAGAGCUUUUAGUUUAAUAUAGUCCCAUGAAUUCAUUUUUGUUUUUGUAGCCUGACCUUUUGGUGCGAACGUAGACAUUUCUUAGUUCUUGUUUUCAGUGAAAUACUAUGAGAAAUAAUAUUUUCAUUGAUUUACUCAACUUUUUAAAUAUAACUUUUAAUAAGGAAUUAAAAACAAGUAUGAUUUUUAAAAACAUUUUAAAAUUGAAGUAUAAUAUGCAUGUAAAGUACACAAAUUUUAAAGGAAAACUAGUGAAAUUUACAUUCUAUAUUUGUGUUACCACCCAGAUCAAGAUAUUGAACAUUUCUAGUAUAAUAGACGAUGCCCUUAUGCCCUUUCCUGAUCAAUACCCCAACCCAACCAGAGUUAAUUGUUAUCCUGACUUACCUCACAAUAGAUUAGGUUUUGUCUUUUUAAAAAUUACUGUGCGUUUUCUUAUAUUGGCUUCUUUUGUUCAGAAUAGUGUUGGUGAGAUUCAUUUAUGUUAUUGCAUCAUUAGUGUGUUCUUCUAUAUUGUUAUGUGCUAUUCUGUUGUAUGAAUAUGCCACAGUAUAUACAUAUCCAUUAUUUUGUUGUGGGCAUUCUUUUCCAGUUUUAUGCUAUUUUUAAUAAAGCUGUGUACAUUUCAAAUUGUAUUUUCAUGGACAAAUACACUCAUUUCUCUCGAGUAUAGAAGUAGUAAUAGAAUUGCUGGAUCCCUUUCCGUCUGGCGACAGCCAUCAGGUAAGCCAAGAUGGGUGCGUGCAAGUACAUCCACGAGCUAUGGAGGAAGAAGCAGUCUGAUGUCACGUGCUUUCCUCUGAGGGUCAGCUGCUGGCAGUACUGCCAGCUCUCUGCGCUCUACAGGGCUCAGUGCCCCACCUGUUCUGAUAAAGUGCGCCAACUGGGCUACAAGGCCAAGCAAGGUUAUAUUAUAUAUAGGAUUCAUGUUUGCCAUGGUAGCCCAAAAUGCCCAGUUCCUAAGGGUGCAUCUUACGGCAACCCUGUACAUCAUGGUGGUAACCAGCUAAAGUUUCCUCAGAGCCUUCAGCCUGUUGCAGAGGAGCAAGCUGGAAGCCACUGUUGGACUCUAAGAGUCUUGAAUUCAUACUGGGUUGGUGAAGAUUCCACAUAUAAACUUUUUGAGGUUAUUCUCAUUGAUCCAUUCCAUAAAGCUAUCAGAAGAAAUCUUGACACCCAGUGGAUCACCGAACCAGUCCACAAGCACGAGGAGAUGAGUGGGCUGACAUCUGUAGGCCAAAAGAACCUUGGAAAGGGCCAUAAGUUCCACCACACCAUUGGUGGUUCUCGCUGGGCAGCUUGUAGAAGGCGCAAUACUCUCCAGCUCCACCAUUACUGCUAAUAUAAGUAAAGUUUGUAAAAUUCAUAGCUAAUAAACAAUUUAGGACAGUCAUGUCUGCUUACAGGUGUUAUUUUUCUGUUAAAACUGGUCUGCAGAUUGUUUCAUGAAUGCUUUGUCCAAUUAAGAAAGUUAAAGUGCAAUGAUGUUUGAAGACGGAAAGUGAUGGUGUAUCUUGUUGCUAAUAAGAUAAACUUUUAUGUCUUUGCUUUAUCUUAUUAGGAAGUCAUAUGUCAGUGUAUAAAACAUACUGUGUGGUAUACUAGGCUUAAAAUAACUUUUUUAAAAGAGAAAUACUGAAACUAGUCCUGUAGAUUUGUCUGGUGCAUGUGAUGAAACCUGCAGCUUUAUUGGGGUGAUGGCAAUGCCCUGCUGGUUUACUUUCAAGUGGCUGGGUGGUUUUUAGUUUGGCAGGUAUAGACUUUUUAAAUUGAGCUUUGCUUUAGAAAUUGUAGGGUGGGAGGAGGACAUCUUAACUAUGUCAUGAUUAUAUUUAGAAAAUUAUGGGCACAAAUCAGGGUUAACCUGAAUAAAAUUGCCUCAGUCUCCACAGUACCAUUUUAAGUUCACGUAAAAGGUGAAAGCCCCUGGUUCAGUGCCUUGGCUUCACAGCAUUCAGUGCUAUUAACACUGGUAUGUUUUGAAAUUGAAUGUUAGAUACAAUUAUUAGUCUUAAUGUUGGUAAGCUAGGAAUCAGUGCCAGUGGGGUAAGCUGGCGAGCCAGUGUCCACUAGAUAAACAUGUUUUAAGUGUGAGCUUAGAAGUCAACAUUAAAAUACUUAACUGUAACACUAGUUUGUGAUCAUUAUGAAUCCUUUCAGUCACAUUAGUGGGGAAAGUAGUUGACUAUAAAUACCUCACUCUUGGUCUAGUCAGUCUUAAAAACGUCUUGGGUUACCCACUCUUCCCACUCCCAUAGGCUAUAGAAAAAGUCGUACAUGUGCAUGGUUUCCAACUGUAUGUAUUUUCUGCAGUUAUUUCUCUAGUUUCUGGCCAAACCACCCUAAAAAUCCUUACCAUUCCCCAAGGUUGGCCUAUCACUUGUGCGCCCACUUUCACAGUAAGUAUACCACCCUGUUGCAUCUCUGUUUGCAUCAUGUCUUCCAGGAGACUAGGCUACUGUUUUCCAAGGUGAAUUUGAAUGAGAAGGAAAUGUAGACAAGGAAUUGCUCAAUUCUGAAUUUUGACUUUGCUGAUGUAAUUUAAAUGCUCAUUUCUCUGAACCAGUUUUCUCCUAUCUUCCUUAGAGGUUUCAGAAGGCUCAGUUAAUUUAUUUCCAAGUACUCAUAGCAAGUUCAUAAAAGUUCUUGAGACCUAAAUUUCUUCUCAAAAAAAAGAAAAGAUCUUAAGUCAUACAUUUUGAUUGUGUAGAGAUUGUUUAACUAAAGGAAUAAAUGUCUAUUAAACU
This is a messenger RNA of Callithrix jacchus (white-tufted-ear marmoset), 5755 nucleotides long. The record is from RefSeq and is a predicted model, not a curated record. Lineage: Eukaryota; Metazoa; Chordata; Mammalia; Primates; Cebidae.